This is a messenger RNA of Bactrocera oleae (olive fruit fly), 2116 nucleotides long. It is a transcript of the gene Tina-1, whose product is annotated as Troponin C-akin-1. Lineage: Eukaryota; Metazoa; Arthropoda; Insecta; Diptera; Tephritidae. The record is from RefSeq and is a predicted model, not a curated record. Gene Ontology annotation, cellular component: cytosol. Gene Ontology annotation, molecular function: gamma-glutamylaminecyclotransferase activity.
ACGGACAGCACUUGCUGUGCAACCCUGCGUUAACAUGUCUUCUGACGAAUGGUGGAGAAAUUCUUCUUUUCGCGUCAAAAAAAACGCGGUGCACCACAACUCGAUAAAUUUGUUUGUUGCAUUUACAUUUAUUUUUUUUUUUGACAAAAGAGCAGUGCCCAAAGUUAACUAGCAAAGAAAUGGCGAAACGAAGACAGCUAAAAUAUCCUAAUUGAGCUCUAUCUCUGCUGUUUCGCGACUGACCCUUUUUUGUGGGCACCAACAAUAUACUAUAAUCAGUAUAAACUCAGGCGAUUGCAGUUUUGAUCUCCAAAUUUUUUUACUAUAAAAGACAUCAGAAGACAUUUUAGCGCAGGUUGCACCACUAGUGCUGCCCGUUUGUUUGAGCAUCUGGUAUAGUUUAAGAUAAGCGUUACUCACCAGUGAAAAUACCAGAGCUAAAAUCAAAUUAAAAACUUAUAGCUUAGGUACCUAUGUACAAUAUGUAUACUUUAUGUUAUUCGACUUGGUCAACUGUAGCGCACGUAGCUAAUAAUUGACAAUAGCAAGCCGGUUAGCUCUUAUUGAGCGAGUUUUUUAUAUAUGUAUGUAUGUAUGACUGCGGCCUGUUAUCAGAUAGCUAUUGCUGGUGUUGCUAUAACUUCAGUGGUUUAUAUUUGUUGUUGUUGUGUUUACUUUGUGUUUUUCUUGUUAUUAUUGCUUUUAUUUUUACACUUUAAUUAUAAUUUGUUAUGACUAUUGUUGUUGUUGCUGCCGACGAUGGCUUGUGCGCUGGCGGUCUAGUUCUUGACGCUGUUGCCUUAAUAAGUUAAAAAAUAUUUUAUUUACAUACAUACUUGUUGCGUUCUCCAACCGCCGCCUUCCAUUUGCUUCGACAGCUACAGCGGCCAACCAGCCAGUCCGCAACGACUCCUGCAGCCGCUACGUGGGAUUCUGAAUUUCAGUUGAAGUUUUGCUCUUCACCGAUUCGCAUCAUCUGCUAUCUCUACUGGAGCUCAUUCAUUUCGUCGUUCGAAAGUCUUUCGAAGUGCAUUUGCAUUGCCGCAUGAUUCCAGUCCGUUGGACACAAAACGGAUAUUCAGCAAAUAGAAACAACCCCUUUAAACUGGUGUCUGGUUAGCCAGACUGACGGCAGCAUUUUUUUGCAAUUUUUUUUUGCUGAAUUUGUAAUUUUCGUUGUAUUUUCAAAGCUUUACGUGUAUAUAACAAUUACAACAACAAUGACCAACAUCAGGAAAGCUGCUUCUUCUUUGCAAAAGCUCUUCGUUUGCGGUGCCUUGAAAUAUGGCCAACCUGGUCACUCCAUUCUCGCCAAUUCAGGCAAUGGUUAUGCAAAAUUCUGGUGCCGCGCCACAACCACCGAAAAACUGCCGCUUGUGAUAGCUACACGUUAUAAUAUUCCCUUUCUGCUGAACAAACCUGGUAUAGGUAACUAUGUAUUGGGUGAGAUCUACGAGGUAGACGACAAAAUGCUGUUAUCGCUAGAUAAUUUGGAGGAUUGCCAGGAUGUGUUCACACGAGAGAUGCAUGACAUGAAUAUCGGUGUUGGUGAAGGCACCGUGCCUUGUUGGGUGUAUUUACUGCAAAAGUAUCCCGAAAAGCUGCUCUCUCUGGAAUAUUUGUCAAGCUAUCAGAACAGCGCCGCUCACCCCUAUGUCAUGCGUAAUCGUCGUACACACAAGCAUCCACCUCAAGAGGACCUUGCCUACACUGCUGCCUAAAUUGUGUCGAGCUCUAUAGUGUGGUAGUCAUUGAUCUAUUUACUACUAAGCAAUAGAUAAUUGGUCAACUGUGUGAUUAGCAUUUACUUACUGUGAACUUGUAUUGAAUGGAAGGCUUGCAUUGUUUCCUCGGUUUCAAUUUUAAGAAAUGGAGUGCAGCUUAUAAAAAUUCUAAUAUCAAUAUUAGCUGAACUAUUGUAUAUUUUUUAAAGUAGCUAUAUAACAUCUUUAUGUAUGUAUAAACUUUUAUGUUUAAUCAACACCUGGUCUUUAUAAUAUUACCUAAAAUCAAUUUAUAAAGGAUUUUUCGAGUAAGCAUAAUAAUGUCAAUUAGUACGUAUUAUAAAGCAGUAAUAUUAAGAAUUUUGUGAAUAAAACAUUUGAUAAGAAACGCA